This is a messenger RNA of Malassezia vespertilionis, 885 nucleotides long. RefSeq lists its product as uncharacterized. The record is from RefSeq and is a predicted model, not a curated record. Gene Ontology annotation, cellular component: trans-Golgi network membrane; recycling endosome membrane. NCBI's taxonomy places the organism in Eukaryota, Fungi, Basidiomycota, Malasseziomycetes, Malasseziales, Malasseziaceae. The coding region runs from base 1 to 885 and encodes 294 amino acids. The transcript has a single exon. Gene Ontology annotation, biological process: protein transport.
AUGUCUGCGCAAUCGAAUCCGUUUGACGACCCCAGUGUGCGGAAUGCAAUGCACGGCGGCAGCGGUGCGGAUGACCUCGAGACUGCGCCGUUCGACACGGACUCACUAAAGAUGGAUAUGCCGUACGAUGCGCCGCUCGAGGAGGACGAUGAGGAGGACGCCAUGUAUCCGACCAGUACGCACAGCACUGCCCCUGCGACGGCGAUACGUUUGGAAGAGCUGCAACGACGUGAGCAGGAGCUGGAGAACCGGGAGCGCGAGCUCGACUCGCGCUCGGAGCAUAUACGCAGAUACGGACGCAACAACUGGCCCCCGUUUUAUCCCAUCGUAUACCAUGACAUCUCUGCGGAAAUCCCGCCAGAUUCGCAGCCCGUCAUGAUCAACAUUUAUCGCCUCUGGCUUCUCUUUGCCGUGACGAUGGCGUGGAAUAUUCCUGCAAACGUGCUCAUCUGGCUUAAUUUUGGCUACCUGAGCAGCCUGAUCACGAGCAUUGUAUAUUUCUGCGUGAUUGUCCCGCUGAGCUUUUUUUUGUGGUACCGACCCGUGUACAACGGUCUGAUGAAGGAGCACUCGCUGUUCUACUACAUUUACUUUGUCUUUGGCGGCUUCCAUCUUUUGUUCUCUUUGUACGCAUGCAUCGGCGCCAAGUCCACCGGGUGUGCUGGCAUUCUCGCCAUGUCUGACGCCUUUUACAACCAUCAUUUCGUCACAGCCGCAUUGUCCUUGGUCGCCAGCAUUGGGUUUCUGAUACAGACCCUUGGAAAUGCGUGGUACUACCACGUCAUCUGGCAGCACAACCACGAACAGGGACACAACUUUGCGCAGGCCAAAGCCGAGCUGGCCUCACACGGCGCAAUGGCCUACUUUCUGCGCGGUGUUAUGUAG